Messenger RNA from Eublepharis macularius, 6145 nucleotides. RefSeq names its product eukaryotic translation initiation factor 4 gamma 1 (gene EIF4G1). Gene Ontology annotation, cellular component: eukaryotic translation initiation factor 4F complex. The record is from RefSeq and is a predicted model, not a curated record. Gene Ontology annotation, molecular function: translation initiation factor activity; mRNA binding; protein binding. The coding region runs from base 238 to 5109 and encodes 1623 amino acids. The transcript has 33 exons. Lineage: Eukaryota; Metazoa; Chordata; Lepidosauria; Squamata; Eublepharidae.
GGCACUCAUGUUCCCGGCCUUCUCAGGGUGGGGGUGGGGGUCUGUCCCCUGCCUUGCCCAUGUUUGGCAAGCCCGACCCUCCUUGUCGCGCACCAGCAGGUUUGCAGGCUGACACCCCCACCCCAAUCAUUUUCUCAAAGUCUUUUGGAUGAAAAGUCUCGGCUGCUUGCAAACCUGGUCUGGGCUUUUCCGACUUCGAGCAGAUAGCAAGGGGACCCUUAUGCAGCACCACGUGAAAUGAACAAAACUCCACAGCCGUCAGGAGGAACCCCAUCAGCCCCACACCCCUCCCCUUCUCCUGGACUUCCACAGCAAGCAGCAUUUCCUCCUGGCCAGACGGCACCUGUGGUUUUUAACCCAGCGCAAGCUACCCAAAUGAAUACGCCUUCCCAGCCUCGACAGUUUCCAGCAGGGCCCCGCGCUUUACACCAGCAGCAUUUCUACCAGAACAGGGCCCAGCCUCCGACCAGUGCUUCCCGAGUGCAGAGUAACACGUCGGCUCGGCCUGGCCCACCCACUCAUGUUUAUCCAGCUGCUUCCCAGGUGAUGAUGAUCCCCUCACAGAUCUCCUACCCUGCUUCGCAAGGCGCCUACUACAUCCCUGGACAGGGCCGAUCUACGUACGUUGUUCCCACUCAACAGUACCCUGUUCAGCCGGGCGCCCCCAGUUUUUACCCUGGAGCCAGCCCCACAGAAUUUGGCACCUAUGCUGGUGCAUAUUAUCCUGCCCAGGGCGUCCAGCAGUUCCCUGCUGCUCAAGUCAUGCUGAACCAGCAGCCGCCAAUCCCGCCAAAGCGAGAGCGCAAGACGAUCCGAAUACGAGAUCCAAAUCAGGGUGGCAAGGAUAUCACAGAGGAAAUAAUGUCCGGCGCCAGAACUUCCUCCACCCCCACUCCUCCACAGGCCGGAAGCGGUCCAGAGCCACAGGCCAAUGGAGAGACACCCCAUGUAGCAGUAAUUGUCCGGCCAGACGAUCGUCCCAAAGCUGGCCCAGUAGUAAGUAAACCUGUUUCCCCGGAGGCUAGUAAAUCGGCAUCCCCGUCUCCCCCACCGCCCCUCAUCGCAGAGGCAGAAACUGCGCUGCCGGCUGCCGUGACGCUGGUGCGCGCAGAAAGCCCAGUGACAGUGGACACUACAGAGGAGGAGGAGGAGGAGGAGGAGGAGUUGCUGGAGGUCCCCGCAGAUAUCCUCGAGCCCGUUAGCGCCACCACUACAGUGCCAGGGGGCCCCGUGCUGCCCCAGGAGGUCCCCGACUUCGACGCGGAGCCUCAGGAGGAGCUGGCUGCUCACCCCGUCCCGGAGCUUCCUCCCCAGUUGGUCCCAACAGAGGUGCCAAUGGAUGAAGAAGUGAUCUCGGCGGUGAUAGUGACUCCCCAACAAGAGGCUCCUCAGCCCGAGGAGCUUCCUGUGACUCUGCCGGAUGUUCCUCCCACACCCCCUCCUUCUCUCGAGGAGGUUUCCGAGGAGCCUGUGGAGGCAAAUGGAGUCUCGGAAGAGGAAGUGCCGGAGCCGGUGGAGGAAGCCCACGUAUGCCAGCCGGACUCCGUGGUGGAAUCCCCCAUUGUGCAGCCAGAGGAGCUACAGGUGCCCAAUGGGCUGCUGGGGGUCCCGGGAAAGCAGGAAGGCGAAGAGCCCAAAGAAGAGGCAGAGUCAGACAUCAGCCCCAUCUCCGAGCCAGAGGAGGUGAAAGCGGAGGAGCCGGUGGCCUCUCUGGUGGCCUCUCCGGUCACUCCGCCUCCCGAAGAGGAGGAGCCUGAGCAAGAGGAAGGGGAAUGUGAGGAGCCGGUUGAGACGCAAGAGCAGAGCACCCAGCCGGCAGCUGCGCCCUUGGAGAGCACCGAGGUGACCGUGCAAGUAGCAGUAUCCGUGCCAAAGAAGAAGCGAAAGAUGAAGGACCUGAACAAGAAGGAUAACCUGGGAGACUUGCUGGAUGCAUUUAAAGAGGCCACUGAAGGUGGCUCUGAGGCAGAGAACACACCCCCUGUGCCAGCUCCGGAGCCUGAGGAGCCUGCCCCUGCCCCUGCCCGCUCCCCAGAGGAAGCAGAAGAGACGUGGGAAGAGAAGGAAGACAAGCUGGACCCUGAGAAGGUCAAGCAGGCAGAUCAGAAGUACCGUUACAAGGAAGAGCAAUGGAAGCCCUUGAACCCGGAAGAGAAGAAGAGAUACGACCGGGAGUUCCUGCUGGGAUUCCAGUUCAUCUUUGCUAGCAUGCAGAAGCCAGAGGGCUUGCCCCAUAUCAGCGACGUGGUGCUCGAAAAGGCAAACAAAAUGCCCCUGCGAUCCCUGGACACGGUGCGCCUGAGCAACAUGAACUGUGGGCCUGACUUCACGCCCUCCUUCGCCAAUCUGGGCCGGCCAACCCCACCCAACCGUGGUCCGCCAGCGGGGCCAGGGCAGCGCCGUUCCCAGCAGAUGUCGCGGAAGGAGCUACAAAUGCCGCGGAAGAUUAUCGCUGCAGUAUCCCUGAAUGAAGAUGUCAAGCUCAACAAGGCCGAGAAGGCCUGGAAGCCCAGCAGCAAGCGAGCAACGGAGGCGGAAGAUCCCGAAAACAUUAAGACACAGGAGCUGUUCCGGCGCGUGCGCAGCAUUCUGAACAAGCUGACGCCGCAGAUGUUCCAGCAGCUGAUGAAGCAGGUAACAGAACUGUCCAUCGAUACAGAGGAGCGCCUCAAGGGCGUCAUCGACCUCAUCUUCGAGAAGGCCAUCUCCGAGCCAAACUUCUCCGUUGCCUAUGCCAACAUGUGCCGUUGCCUUAUGGGGCUGAAAGUCCCCACUACCGACAAACCAACUGUGAUGGUCAACUUCCGCAAAGUUCUCCUGAACCGGUGCCAGAAAGAAUUUGAGAAGGACAAGGACGAUGAUGAGAUUUUUGAGAAGAAGCAGAAGGAGAUGGACGAUACAGCUGGUCCGGAAGAGAGAGCUCGUCUGAAGGAGGAGCUGGACGAGGCCCGGGACAAGGCCCGGCGGCGUUCCCUGGGCAACAUCAAGUUCAUCGGAGAGCUGUUCAAGCUGAAGAUGCUGACGGAAGCCAUUAUGCACGACUGCGUGGUGAAGCUGCUCAAGAACCACGACGAGGAGUCGCUCGAGUGCUUGUGCCGGCUCCUCACCACCAUCGGCAAAGACCUGGACUUCGAAAAGGCUAAGCCUCGAAUGGAUCAGUACUUCAACCAGAUGGAGAAGAUCAUCAAGGAGAAGAAGACGUCCUCGCGCAUCCGCUUCAUGCUGCAGGACGUGAUCGACCUCAGGCGGAAUAGCUGGGUGCCCAGGAGAGGAGACCAGGGCCCCAAAACCAUAGACCAGAUCCACAAGGAAGCCGAGAUGGAGGAGCAUCGCGAGCAUAUCAAAGUGCAGCAGCUGAUGUCCAAGCAGGACAAGAGGAGGGGGCCCCCGGGCCCAUCAUCCGCAGGUGGGCGAUCGAACCUCAUCUCGGACGAUGGAUGGAACACCGUUCCUAUCAGUAAAGGCAACAGGCCAAUCGACACCAGUAGGCUAAGCAAGAUCACAAAGCCCGGUUCCAUUGACUCCAGCAAUCAGCUCUUUGCACCCGGAGGGAGGCUGAGCUGGGGGAAAGGCAGCAGCGGUGGAUCAGGUUCCAAGCCUGCCGAACCAACCUCCGAUUCCAACCGACCUGCCACAAGUACCUUGAAUCGCUUCUCAGCCUUACAGCAGUCGGCUCCUGCAGAGAGCCAGGAUGUCCGGCGUGUGGUACAAAGAAGCAGCACCAGUCGCGACCGUUCUGAGAAGGGCGGCGAGCGAGGAGACCGCUUGGAACGCGAGCGGACAGACAGAGGCGAACGCCUGGAGCGGUUGGAAAGGCCCGACCGGUCAGACAGGAACCGGACCCCGGUCACCAAGCGCAGCUUCAGCAAGGAGAUGGACGACAGGAGUCGGGAGCGAGAGCGGCAAGGGAUGCUGGAGACUGUGCGCAAGGUGUCGAGCAUGACAGAGGAGCGAGACCGGAGCAGGGAGUCUGCAAAACGUGAGCCAGUGGCUCCUGAGGUACCUUCCAAGCCUGCCUUGUCUGAGGAGGAGCUGGAGAAGAAAGCCAAGGCCAUCAUUGAGGAGUACCUCCACAUCAAUGACAUGAAGGAGGCGCUGCAGUGCGUGCAAGAACUGGGUUGCCCCUCCCAGCUCUAUAUCUUCGUGCGGAAUGGCAUCGAGUCCACGCUGGAGCGGAGCACCAUUGCCCGCGAGCACAUGGGGUUGCUGCUGUACCAGUUGGUCAAGGGAGGCAACCUCUCCAAGGAGCAAUACUACAAAGGGCUGCAUGAAAUCCUGGAGAUCGGAGAGGACAUGGAGAUUGAUAUUCCGCACAUAUGGCUGUACUUGGCAGAGAUCAUAACUCCCAUCCUGAGGGAAGGGGGCAUCGUCAUGGAGGAGCUUUUCAGGGAGAUUGCCAAGCCCUUGGUGCCCAUCGGCAAGGCCACCACUCUGUUGCUGGAGAUCCUGGGCCUCCUUUGCAAAGGGAUGAGCCACAAGAAGGCUGGGACGCUGUGGAGAGAAGGGGGCCUUAGCUGGAAGGAGUUCCUGCCGGAAGACCAAGAUAUCAACAAGUUUAUCACUGAGCAGAAAGUGGAGUACACAAUGGGAGACAGUUCAGACGCACCCAGCCGCAAGGAGCUGACCUCCGAAGAGCUGUGCAAGCAACUAGAGAAGCUAUUGAAAGAGAACGCAGAUAACCAAAGAAUAUACGACUGGAUCGAGGCAAACUUGAGUGAACAACAGGUCUCAUCCAACAUGUUUGUCAGGGCCCUGAUGACAUCCGUGUGCCAUUCAGCUGUCGUCUUUGAGAAUCCGUACCGGAUGGACACUCCCGUGAUCAAGAGCCGAGCCAAGAUGCUGAUGAAAUACGUGAGCGAUGAGCAUAAGGAGCUGCAGGCCCUCUACGCUUUACAGGCUCUCGUGGUGAAGCUGGACCAGCCAGCAAAUCUCCUCCGCAUGUUUUUCGAUGCCUUGUACGACGAGGACGUGAUUAAAGAGGACACCUUCUACAAGUGGGAGUCGAGCAAAGACCCGGCUGAGCAGCAAGGAAAGGGUGUUGCAUUGAAGUCGGUCACAGCUUUCUACACUUGGCUGCGGGAAGCUGAGGACGAUUCCGACAACAACUGAGCGCCGGCACCAGGGGGGGCCCCGGCUGAGCCCGCUUGGCUGCUCUUGACCCCCUUCCCCGGAGCCUUGGACUCCCUCAGUGGGGCAGUGUGGAGGGAAAGGGCAAGCAGGUCCUGAGCAUUGCUGUCCUCCUCCACCUGCUCCCAUUAGGACUUCUUCUCCUUCCUUUUUUUUUGUUGGGUUUUUUUUUGUUUUGUUUUAAAGGCCUGUAUUGGUUUGUGUCUGACGAUAAUAAAUUGAUGCUGAAGGAGGUAGGUGUUGCUGUGGGCGCUCCGCUCAGCCCCCCCCCCUUCCCGGCAAUGCCCCGGGCACCUGGAUGAUUUUAAGGAGCGGGGCCCCGAAUUUUGCGGUUGCAAAGCACCCGAAACACAUGUCUCCGGAAGAGGGUAGGGGGAGGCUGAAGCCGCUAACCCCUCCCCCCUGCCCUUCCCAGUUAUUGCUGAAAUAUAGAGAGAGUAUAUAAAUAUAUAUAUAUAAAAUAUAAAUAUAGACUUAUUAAAUCUUUUGAGGUUCGAGAGGAUAGGACUCUAGUGUCCACAAACUGUUGUCCUCCUUAUUCCCUCACCCCCAUGCCUGCAUCCUCGGAUCACCGCCUGGAAUUACACAAACCUCUUGAUGGAUUUUUUUUUAUUUUUUAACGGAAAAAAAUCAUUUCAAACACCCACAUUGCUUGGGAGCUGUUCAAGUGUCACCGGUGGGGGUGGGUAACACGCUGCCUGGACCUCCCUCCCUCCCGAGUAGACCCCUACACCAGUGCUCCGUUGGCUCCUCGGCCCAAUCCUGUCCCGCCACCCACCUCUUCCUUUCCACAGGCCACGGUGGCGCGAUCCACUUCGCGCUGGAUGGUUAAAAGAGCUGCGCUUGUAAUUAAAAGGAAAAACAACAACAACAACGGAAUGAGGAUUCAAUUACCGGUCACGUGAAUUUGUAAAUAUUUUUUUGCUUUUUUUUUCUUUAUGGAGUAUUUAAUUGAAGAUUUAAAGGCAUCUUUUCACCGUAAACUGGAAAUAAAAAAAAAAGAACAUUGCUAAAUCAA